Fopius arisanus is the source of this 1890-nucleotide messenger RNA. RefSeq names its product glycoprotein-N-acetylgalactosamine 3-beta-galactosyltransferase 1 (gene C1GalTA). Gene Ontology annotation, molecular function: N-acetylgalactosaminide beta-1,3-galactosyltransferase activity. The coding region runs from base 301 to 1452 and encodes 383 amino acids. Gene Ontology annotation, cellular component: membrane. The record is from RefSeq and is a predicted model, not a curated record. NCBI's taxonomy places the organism in Eukaryota, Metazoa, Arthropoda, Insecta, Hymenoptera, Braconidae. The transcript has 6 exons.
AAGGAAAGGCGUCAGUUUGUCAUCUUCGCUCGUUGAUGUCGGGUGUUCUUUUUUUUUAUUAAUUAUUCAAUGGCUAGUUCAGUGGCCUAAUCACCUAGCAAACAAUGACCUCAACUAGAAUAAGUACCUGAUGAAAAGCUGAGAGUUAUCGUUGUAAUUAGCGUUAUCAAUCCCGAUAAUACUCGAGGGGAUGACAACGAGGGGUUGGAGAGUCGUAGCUGUUCGAAAACCGCUGAGGAUGAAAGGAAGAUACAAAGCAAUGAUGGUUGAAUUUCAUGCGUUUUAAAAUGAAGAUAAGCGAUGAUAACUAGAGCUGGUGAGCUAGGCGUUCUUGGAAGUAUUGCAGAACUGGGGAAUAUGGGACAUCAGAGACUAUCCGCGUUUGACGGAGGACGUGGGGAUCGUAGAUUUGUUCUCACACUGGCAUGUGGUAUGAUAUUUGGAUUUUUAUCAGCUUGUCUACUCAUCACAGCCACGAGGGACUCCAAUAAAAUGCUGGGAUGGCUGCCAGGAAAUUCUGGGAUUCAUCGAGAUCCUCAUCACUAUUCUGAGCUGGAUUCAGAGCUGGGUCCAGAUACUGAAAUAAAAUUCCACGGAGUGGAGGAGGAUUUUCACAAGGGCGAGGACAAGGUCGCUCAGGAGAUGUCGAAGAAGAUUCGUGUCCUCUGCUGGGUGAUGACAGGCCCCAAAAAUCAUCAGACUAAAGCUAGACAUGUUAAAGCGACUUGGGGUAAACGCUGCAAUGUUCUCCUGUUCAUGAGCUCGGCAGAAGAGCCAAGUUUACCGACUGUUGUGCUGCCAGUGAAAGAAGGAAGGGAUAAUUUAUGGGCCAAGACGAAAGAAGCGUUCAAAUAUGCAUACGAAAACUACAAGGACAAAGUGGAUUGGUUCAUGAAAGCCGAUGACGACACAUACGUAAUCGUGGAAAAUCUGCGGUACAUGCUGUCAUCCUACAGCCCAUCAUCGCCUCUGUACUUUGGCUGUCGUUUCAAGCCCUUCGUCAAACAGGGAUACAUGAGCGGUGGUGCUGGUUAUGUACUUAGUAGAGAGGGUCUCCGUAAAUUCGUGGAUGAGGCACUGCCAGAUUCGGCAAAGUGUCGCAAUGACAAUGGUGGUGCUGAGGACGUGGAGAUGGGAAAAUGCCUGGAGAAAGUGGGUGUCAAAGCGAUGGACUCGCGCGAUCCGUUUGGCAGGGGUAGAUUUUUUCCCUUCGUGCCUGAGCAUCAUCUCAUUCCAAAUCACGUUGACAAGGACUUUUGGUACUGGAAGUACAUUUAUUACGAGACCAAAGAUGGUCUCAAUUGUUGCUCAGACAGUGCUGUAUCAUUCCACUAUGUGUCACCCAAUAUGAUGUAUGUACUUGAGUAUUUAAUUUAUCACUUGAGACCGUACGGUGUUACUCAUAAUAUUGAGGAGCUGUCGCUGAGGCCAUCAGUCACCACUGGGUACUAGUCCAAAGAUUUGAAGAAUUGUAGGAGUUUAUAUAUUUUUGUUUUGUUUUUUUUUCUCUCUCUCUCUCUCUCUCUCUCUUUUUUAAAUUAUAUGGCCAUGUCAAUUGUACCGUAAAUUUGAAUGCUAGUCAUCUGACGCCAACGAAAUGAUGUGGGUAAUUCUCAAAUAAAUGGUUAAACAAUUAUGCACUACCCAUGCCAGAUUGAAUUGAUUAAUUGAUUAAUUGAUCAAAUGCAUAAAUCGGUGGAAUGAGCACAAGAAAGUUUUUAAAUAUAAAUUAAGAGAUGAUAAGAGAACGUAAAGUGGAUGUUUUUUAAUGCAGAAUGAGGAUAGUUAUAUAUACACAUAAAACUGUAUUUCAUAAUGUUAAUGGUAAUAUAAUAUAAUAAUCCCAAUAAUGUCGUUACUACCCAAGUAAUAAAUACUAUAAAUACAGAA